This is a messenger RNA of Paramecium octaurelia, 1727 nucleotides long. The record is from the annotation of a GenBank genome assembly. Lineage: Eukaryota; Ciliophora; Oligohymenophorea; Peniculida; Parameciidae.
AUGUAAUAAAAAUUGUCUUAAGUUAACACAAAAACAAAUUGGGAUGAUAUUAGAAAAGAAUAGAUGAGAUAGAUAAUAGAGCAAGGUAUUUAGUUUAUGAAUCAUGUAAUGUGCAGGUUCAAAUAUGACAGAUGAUGAUGUUGUUUAUCUAAAGCAUUGUAUUAAGAAUUUUAGUGGACCAGCUGCAUACAUGUGGUUGGAAAGUAACCUCAAAGGAGAUCAAAUUAAUGAAGUUUAGAAUAUAUAAUUACGUUAGAUAAUAAGGUAUAUAAAAAUAGCGACAAGUAAUGAUGGAACAAAUCCAAUAUAUUUUGUUUAAGAAGGUAUAAGAAUACAUUAAAAUUAGGCGAAUUAACUUCAAAAACAAGAGUGUACAAAAAGGCAGAAGUGGUUUAGAAUGAAGAAGUUGAGUUUGGAUAAGGAGCUAUUGCCUUUUAGGUCGACAGAUAACUAUUCAACUCUUUUAAAAAUGUAUUAUUUAUUUGUACAAAAUUAAAAAGAGCACCGAAUUGUAGGAAUUAGAAUUAAAAUCACAAAAUUUAUAACGUUGCAUUCCAAUUAGAUCUUUUGACAUUUAAAAAAAAUAGACUCUGUUACCAUUAUUUAAGGAAACAAAAAAGAAAUUUGGUAGUAUAAUGACAGUUCCAGAAGGAGGAACAGCCAGCUUGUAUUUUUAGACAAAAGGGACAACCUUAAUAUUUACUUCUACAAAGAGUCGUAAUUUCAUUAUUGUUGGAUGCAUUCAAAAUACUGGAGUGUUCAAUGAAUAAAGACUAUUAUUUGAAUAGGGAUCAGAAUAUGGAAGUAUAUCUAUAUGCGAGUCAACUGUAUAAAUACAUCUAAAGUUAGCUUUAUUAAUUGUAAGCAGAAGAUGUAACUAAACUGCCAGACGAUUGCAUAUAAUCUUUAAGAGCAGGUUUUUUAGCUAAGAGAAUUAUCUAUAAAUCAAUAGUAGAUAAAUGUUAAUAGAUGAAAGAAGACGAUGAAUUUGUUGAAUUCUAGGAUAAAAUUUGUAAGAAGUAUUCAAUUGAAUACAGCAGUAUUUUAAAUGUUAUCUAAAAAAAUACAAAAAAUGGAAAGAUAGAAUCCACAGAUAAAUAGGAACAGAUUGAAAAAAAUAAAUAAAUGUUUGAAAAAACAAUUGGUGGAAAUAGAAUGAACAAUGUAUUAAGUUAAAUGAGUGACAAAGAAAGAACAUUAUGUUUAGGAACUCCAAGAAUUGUUAAUAAAUAAUCUACGUUCUUGGGGUUGACAUAGGAAUAAGAAACAUCCUUAUUUGCUUUAAGAUAACUUGGUAUUUAAUUGGUUUAUCUUAAGCCACUGAUCUAAGAAAAGGAAAUUCUAAUUCAAAUUAAAUUCAUCCAAUGUCCAAAGAAUCUGUCAAUAAAGCCAAAUAAGCUUUGCUUUAGGAAGAAAAAAUUAACAUGGGGGAAAUGUUGCAAAGAAAGACCAUUUCUACUAAAUUGCAGGAGGAUCCCUCUGUGCUUGGAAAAAUGAAGAAGGACAAUAAUGAAUUGUUGUCUUCAUAUCCUUAAGAAGAGGAGAGAGUUUUAAAAAUACAUUCUGAAGAUUCAAAUAAAGAAUCAAAGAGUGAAUCAGAGACAAAUAAUGAUUAAAGCGAAUUCAAAGGAAGACCCUUAGGAAGAUAAAGCUCCAUCAAAGGAUAAUAAACGGCACAAUAAAUUUAAAUUGAUAAAAAAAAUAAAUUGCUUUAAAGUUUAGUUUGA